AUGACCUCAAGCGCGGGCAAUGCAGCAAUACCAACAGUCAGCACGAGUGGCAUGCCACAUUUGUCUUGCGCACCUGCUGGGCCUCCUCCGUCCCUCCCCUACAAUGUGGCGGCACCAUAUGCUCCCGCCCAAGCCGUGCAUGCCUACCACAUGCCAACCACAUCGAGUAAAACUAGCACAAACGGUGCUGGGAUCACCCACAGAGUCAAGUCCGGCACGGCAGAUGUUCUUUCUCGACCGGUGGAAGAUGGCAGCACAAUUCUCUUGUCCGGGUUGCCGUCUUCUCAGUCAGAGACCCAACUCCGCAGUCUCCUCAGGCGAUACGGCGCCGUCAUCUACCUUGAAAUUCAUCCAGACAGCCGCAACCCAGGGAAAUGCAAGGGGUCGGCACGCGCGCGGUAUCAAACGUCCUCGGAGGCUCUCAAGGCGGUGCGAGCUCUGGAUGGAGCCACCCUUGGAAAUCGAAAGAUCUGUGUCAAGCAAGUCAAGGACGCCACAGCGGCCUCAUCAGUCUCGUCUGGGGGUUCUACCACUACACGCCACGAAUCAAAGAGAGGAGAGAUGGACAGAAAAAAAGCUUCUGCAACGGCACCGCCUCUCAGUAAAAAUGACUCCAGCAAGUCAGCUCACAGCAAGCCGCUAUCUUCAUCGGCACCGCCAAAACUUUCGUCCGUUGAGCGGCCAGCCAGGAACAGAGGCAGCACUGGUAGCGGUUCGACCUCCUCUGCCGGACCACUUGUUGUGAACGGUGCAACAUAUAGCCGGAGACCGUCUCACGACGACAGCGACGGUAGUGAUGACAGUAGCGAAGAAGAUGAUCUCGAGAAUGAAGAUGAGAGUUCGGACGACGAAGACGAUGAACAUUCUGCCGAUUAUUUGCCUUUUGAGAUGCUGACAAUAUUUGAAUUUUUGUCCCUCCAGUCCGUCGAACCACGGCACAAUUGA
This is a messenger RNA of Capronia coronata CBS 617.96, 945 nucleotides long. RefSeq lists its product as uncharacterized. The record is from RefSeq and is a predicted model, not a curated record. Gene Ontology annotation, molecular function: RNA binding. The transcript is spliced from 2 exons. Lineage: Eukaryota; Fungi; Ascomycota; Eurotiomycetes; Chaetothyriales; Herpotrichiellaceae. The coding region runs from base 1 to 945 and encodes 314 amino acids.